UCGAGUCCGCUCUCUAAAGCAGAGUGACACUCGUGGAACAUUCCAGAACUACGUUUCCCGGCAGCGGUGCGUGAAGCAGCUUCAGGCGUGGUCUUUUCCCAGCAUUCCCUGUUUACUUCCGGGUUUCUAAUACAGAAGGGAGAACGCCAGACCAGAAAAGGGACCUCGGGUACCUUCCCGAGCUUGAGACCCCCCAGCGCUCCCCUCCUGCUCCCCGCAGACCUUCAUCCUCGCCAUGGCCGAGCUGAUCCAAAAGAAGCUGCAGGGAGAAGUGGAGAAAUACCAGCAGCUACAGAAAGACUUGAGUAAGUCCAUGUCAGGAAGGCAGAAGCUGGAGGCACAACUAACAGAAAAUAACAUCGUGAAGGAGGAGCUGGCCCUGCUAGAUGGGUCCAAUGUGGUCUUUAAACUGCUGGGUCCAGUGCUGGUCAAACAGGAGCUGGGAGAGGCCCGGGCCACAGUGGGAAAGAGGCUGGACUAUAUCACAGCAGAAAUUAAGCGAUAUGAAUCCCAGCUUCGAGACCUUGAGCGGCAGUCGGAGCAACAGAGGGAGACUCUAGCCCAGCUUCAGCAGGAGUUUCAGCGGGCCCAGGCAGCAAAGGCAGGGGCUCCUGGGAAGGCCUGACCCCCAUAGUGGGGGGAGGGGAGGGGUGGGAUGGGAAUGAGGCAGCUUCUAGGGUCUAUAUUAUAGUAGCUAAUAAAAUGUUAAAA
Molecule: messenger RNA, 711 nt
Organism: Perognathus longimembris pacificus (Pacific pocket mouse)
Lineage: Eukaryota; Metazoa; Chordata; Mammalia; Rodentia; Heteromyidae
Gene: Pfdn6
Product: prefoldin subunit 6
Exons: 5
Coding region: 236-625 (129 amino acids)
Biological process (GO): chaperone-mediated protein complex assembly; protein folding
Cellular component (GO): prefoldin complex; cytoplasm
Molecular function (GO): protein-folding chaperone binding
Source: RefSeq, a predicted model, not a curated record